This is a messenger RNA of Symbiodinium sp. CCMP2456, 771 nucleotides long. NCBI's taxonomy places the organism in Eukaryota, Dinophyceae, Suessiales, Symbiodiniaceae. The record is from the annotation of a GenBank genome assembly.
GAGGAUGGGCUCACGCUGGGUGUGACGACGGUGCUCCCCCAAGAGAUUCCAGAGCCCUUUGUGACGGCGGACGACGUUCCCAACUCUUACUGCUUCGGCUUCGAUGGGAAGGCCGUCCUUCCGGACAGCGACGACCCCAUCGAUACUGGCUGGAACCCGAAGGAUGUUCGCGUGGGAGACCGAGUUGGGCUCUUGGUGACCCCGCGAGGAGAGGGUCAGGUCUUCCACAAUGGAGAGGCGAAGGUUACAGGCGUGCUCGGUCUGCCCGUUGGCGCGCCGCUCUUUCCCAUCGUGGACUUGUUGGGCAGUGCAGUUUCGGUCUCUUUGGUGCCUGCCGCGGAGCCCCCUAUUCGUGACCUUGGGCCUUCUCCGCCCCCAACGGCCACACAGAGCCUCCCGGGCUCGAUACCCACAGCCCCCACUGGCCCCAAGGCAGCCGCCACACCUGUGCCGACAGUGGCCCCAGCUCCCGCGCCCGCCCCAGCUCCCCCCAAGCCUGCCGCACCUGUGGUGGCGGCCAAGCCGACAGCCGUGGCCGCUGCUCAGGCGAAGGAGGCGACUCCCGCAACCCGGAAGGGUCCCUGCUUCAGCUCGCACCUGAAGGGGCGGAUGGUCGCCUUGUCUGAGCAGAACACGGUUGCGUCAAAGCAGUCGGGCGAUACAGAGGCGUUGCAUAGCGUCGUCUUCCUCGAAUGGAAGAUGCCAGCGGUCCCCGGAGGCUUUUACUUCGAGGUGCGCGUGGAGCAGACACUGACGACGGAGCUGGAUGGA